AUGAAUCACAAACUGGUGAAUGAAAAUAUUGAUGAUUUUUAUGUCCUCUCGGAAAGUGAUAAUCAUUCAAAACCAUCGGAUCAUCAUCCUUUUUGUUGCCGAGACUUGUGUAUUCAAGAACAUAAAAAUGGUUUAUUUGUAUUGAGUCUUUCUCCCAAACAUUUCUUAUGUACGGAUAGGACAAGGACGGAACAAGUCGUGGAAGUGAAACGAGUGGAAUUUCCACUACGGCCGACACCUCCAGCCGUUUUGAAUGUUAAUGAAGAUCAGGGAGAUGCGGAGGAUACAAUUGGAAGUGGAGGAGGAAAGGAUGUUGUCGGUAGUUCUCAAUCAUCAACCACACAAAAGAAACAAAAGAAGACGGAAAUUAAAGUACAACCACAUACAGUUAUUGCAAAAAUUUAUUAUCAAAUUCGGAUACGAAAGGAGGAUAAGAUUGAUGAAGAGAAGUAUGAAGAAGAAGUUGUGCAAAUACAAGCUCACCUGAAAGGAAAAUUAGUUGAAGUCAAUGAAAGGUUAUUGGCAACACCAAUAUUAUGUCAAACACAUCCCUAUAAUUUUGGAUUUUUAGUGAUUAUUGAUCCCAAUGAUGUCAUUAAGAAUUUGAAACAAAAACAAGAAUUGAUGAAAGAUUGGAAAACUCGACGAGAAUAUUUUGACACCAUACAACCUCAACAGCAACCUGUAUCCAAAGAGGCAGAUCAAUAA
Molecule: messenger RNA, 708 nt
Organism: Naegleria fowleri
Lineage: Eukaryota; Heterolobosea; Eutetramitea; Acrasida; Naegleriidae
Exons: 1
Coding region: 1-708 (235 amino acids)
Cellular component (GO): nucleus
Source: RefSeq, a predicted model, not a curated record